ACUCUUCUUCCCUUCAAACGGGAAACAAGAUGGCGGCGGCAGGUCCGAGUACUCGGGCUUCUUCCGCGGCGGCGGGGCUCGUUCUGAGUCGGCGGAGCCGGCGGGGCCGCUGUGACGACAUGGCGGCGGCCGCUAAGACUGGCGUUCCGAGCCCGGCUUCGUUGUUGACCGUGCUAUCGCCACCCCCGUGCCGACCGGAGGAGGAGUCGGGUUGCGCUGGGUGCCUCAAGACCCCGGGGGAAGCGGCGGCCCUGCCGUGCGGUCACUCUCUGUGCCGAGGCUGCGUCCGACGACGACGGCGACGACAACAGCGACGACGUCGACGCACCGCGGACGCGGCGGGCCCGGCGUGCCGGCGUUGUCGCCGUCCGCCCCGACGAGCCAAGUGGAGCGGCCGUCGGAGCCGCGACGACGGCCAGGCCGACGCCGAGCUGCUGGACGAGCGCGCCCGGCGCGGUCACACGGAGCGUUGCCGCCCGCGCCGGGACGGGGGCGCGGCCGCCGCGGGGCCCAGGCCGAGGCCCGGGGAGCCGGAGCCGCGCGCUGCGCCCGCCGCCGAGCCAGAGUUUAUAUUCAGAGCACCAAUCAAACUAAGCAAGCCUGGGGAAUUUUGUGAGGAAUAUGAAUGCCUGAGAAAGCUGAGAGAAGAAAAGUUACAAGAAGAAAAAACUUGUGACGAUCAAAUCCACAAGCUAUUGCAAGAAGACACAGAAACAGGGAAAAGGAAAAUGGAAGAACAGAAAAAAAGAGAUGAGCCUUUAGUAUUGAAAACAAAUCUGGAGCGUUGCCCUGCACGUCUCUCAGAUUCAGAGAAUGAAGAACCUUCUCGAGGCCAGAUGAUGCAGACACAUCGCUCAGCAUUUGUUUCCAAGAGCAACUCCUACUCCUUAGCUUUCCUGGCAGGGAAGCUAAACACCAAGGUGCAGAGGAGUCAGAGCUGCAGUGACACAGCAAAGAGCAGACUCAGAACGGCAGCACCCAGCAAAGCCAAGGUCACAACUAUAACUCCAGCCUCCAAUCCCAUUAUCGGUGUCCUCUUGUCCACUCAGAACAACCGCUGCCUGUCGGCCCCUGACUUAACCAUAGAAAAGCGCCUGCCCUUCAGCUCCCUCUCGUCCUUGGCUUCCUUGCAUAAGCCAGAGCGCUCUAUCAGUCCUGAGAGCAACGACAGCAUCUCUGAAGAGCUAAACCAUUUCAAGCCCAUCGUCUGCUCACCAUGUACUCCUCCCAAGAGACUCCCUGACGGCCGCGUGCUGAGUCCCCUCAUCAUCAAGUCAACACCUCGCAACCUGAACAGAAGCCUGCAGAAGCAGACCUCUUACGAGGCCAGCCCACGGAUCCUCAAGAAGUGGGAGCAGAUCUUUCAGGAGAGGCAGAUCAAAAAGACCCUUUCAAAAGCUACUCUCACAUCCCUGGUCCCUGAUAUGGGGGAAGACUUAGUACCGAAUUCUGAGGUUAUCCAUUCUAGCAAGGAGAAGCGUCUGGCUCUAAACACAAGACUGUCCAGUGGGCAGGUGCCCUCAGAGUAUGCUGGACCCACCCCCACUGACUUUGAGUAUUUUCCCUCUCUUAACCAAACAAAAGCCGAACAGGACGGCGGUAGGAAAAGGAUUCCUGAGGGUCUGCUAGAAACCUGCCAUUCCUCAGAACUCAAAGGAGUAACCAGUGGAACUUCUUUGCAAGGGGUGCAAUUUGAGGGGUCAGAUACCACCCUAGAAAAAUCCUGUAUAAGUACAGCCAUGAAAAUCUCAACAACUAAUUCAGUGCUACCCAAAAACAAUGUUUUGAGCGGGGUUCUCAAAACUAAGAAACAGCUGAAAACAUUGAAUCAUUUUGACCUGGCUAAUGGUAUUCUAGUAGAAAGCCUAGGGGAGGAGCCUGUUUCUUCAUUACGCCGGGGCCGCAAAAGACGCUGCAAGACCAAGCACUUGGAACAAAAUGGCUCUUUUAAGAAACUGCGACAGAACAGCAGUGAGAUGGGCCUGGCCUCAAAAGACCCAGCAAUACGAGAAAGGGAGCAGAAAUUACAGCAAGAGGAAGAGGACCGACGGCUGGCUCUGCAGCUGCAGCGCAUGUUUGAUAACGAGAGGAGGACUGUGCGUCGGCGGAAAGGAAGUGUGGAUCAGUAUCUCUUGCGGUCCAGCAGUAUGGCUGGGGCCAAGUAGCACUUAAUGGACGGUGUUAACUACUUUUAUGAAGUCUUUGGCUUUGAUCAUUUAUCCUAAAGAACCGAAUGGUUUUCACUUGGGGUUUCUUUUAAUGGCAAGACACUGUCUUAAGAUAGAUCUGAGAAGUUCCAGGGCCUUGGUAACGGACAUGCAAGGUUACUGCAUCUCUGAUUCUCCCUGAUCCAGGCCAGAAGCACUGCAGGGCCCCUGAGCAAACCACCUGAGGGCUUCCCACUUGGAAAGAGAUUUGGAAUGGCUUCAUGCAAGAGCAUGGUGGCCAAAGUCAGGAAUGAUAGGGAAAGAGAGGAUAGCUUUUCACACUGGUAAGACCGCCUGACUUCUUCCAGUAGGGCAGUAUUUUAAAUCAGCCUUGCAGAUAAAGGCCAGUCCCUCCUUUCAAGGUAGUGGAGCAGUUUAGGACUUUGGAAGAUCUAAGGUAAUAAAUAAAUAUGUUCUCUCUUGACCUUCUUGCCACAAGGAACUAUGUGUCCAAAUCCCUUGCACACUUACAUGCCUCGACAAAAGUUAACUUAGGGUUAGGUUUGUGUGUAGCUCCGUUGGUAGAUUGCUUGCCUACAGGGCUUGGGUUCCACCCCUGGCAUUGCAUAAGCUGGGUGUGGUGGUGCACACUUGUAAUCUAGUACUUAGGUAGAGGCAGGAGGAUCAGAGGUUCAAGGUCAUCCUUGGCUACUUAGUGAGUCCAAAGCUAGCCUAGUCUAGAGACUUUGUCUCAAAACAAAAAGUUAAUUUACAUUCUGUUUAAAAUGUGACAUUUAGUGCUGUGUGGUUGACAGAGCACAUUCUUCAAGACUUUGGUUAAUUUGGUCUUCCUGAAAGACCUGACUUGUAAGUGGUGUUAGCCCCAUGUUCAGAUAAUGAAGCCGCAGGGCAGGUGUUCAGGUUCUAUCAACUGUGGCGUGGCAUCGCCCAGACUCCAGACUGGUGGGUCUUGUAGCAACAAAUCCCAUGGAUUUCCUAUACUCACAGGUUGACCAAAUAAACUGCAACCGAAAGGCAUGCCAGGGCUACCUAGGGAAAACUGGCCAGGCAUCGAACACUGAUAGUGCAAACCCCACCCCCAAGUAGUUAAUGUGGGUGGAAUGUAUAAACCUAUUCUGUGCAGUAGUUUUCCCAUGCCCCCAUCUAUAUUUUCUGUUUUCCUAGGGGUUCCAGCCUGUGAGACAAAGUACAAUGGGGUGUCAUUCUUACUUUCUGUAUGGCAGUGGUUAUCUGCAAUGUUGAUCUAAAAUCCUAAAACACUUGCCCCAAAGUCAGGUAAAGAAUCAUGCUGAAACUCCAUACUAUGGAAAUGAGGUAGCUGGAUGCAGCUGGUAAAGUCAGUCCCAUGGACCUUGGGGUUUAUUUUUCUUAGCAGCUGACACCGUGUGUCUUUUGCAUCCCUGGUGGUGCUUGGUGCUUCUGCCCUUCUGGGCUCAUGGAGAAUAGGGAUCAUGAUAUGAUUUUAGGGAAUCUCAGAUGGUUUGGCAUUCUGUGUGUAUGAAUGAACUGUUGCUAUAGUCACAUGACUGUCAUUUUAACAAACCUUCCAGAGCUUGUAUACUCCAGCGCACGCUGUCACCCUUGAGUAGCUCCAGCAGGUACUGCAUAGUCUUUUCCAGUGAAGCUGCCUUUGGUCCAAAUGUUUCUGAAACUCGAGCCUGGGGUGUGGUGAGCCAGGCUUGUAAUCACAGCACUCAGGAGGCUGAGGUGGGAAUAACAGGUGACUUUUGAGCAGCCUAGGCUACAGAGUAAGUUCCAGGUUGGCUUGGGCUAGACUGAGACACUGCCUAAUAUAUAUAUAUAUAUAUAUAUAUAUAUAUAUAUAUAUAUAUAUAUUCUUCAAAGUCUAGGCCAUCUAGAGAUAGACUCCUAGACUGAUCAGGGGAGGACCUACCACACUGUUUGCUCAGGGCCUAUUCAAUCUUUUGGAGUUACAGGUGGUAGAAUUUUAAAUUUGGAAUUCCACAAACUACUUGAAGCCUCUGGUAAGGAGGGUGGGUUGUCAAGAGGGUGUGGAGUCAUGGGAAGACUCCCACUGAGGCCAGCAGGGCCGUUUUUUUCCUGCAGCUUAUAGUUAGCGGUUCCCAGUGAGGAGACCCUAGAUGCCAGAAGCAUUGUGCUCUUCACCGAGCUAUGUGGUGUCUCUGGGACCACUCUGUGGUGAACAGCACUCACUGUGUGCAGGUGGGAGGGAUCUGUGUGAGUCCACAUGUGCAGUGUAUGUUUUAAAAACACAUUAUCAGUCUCAUUACCAUACCUGCCUCACCACUCCGGUUCUAGGUCUUCUAGAACUUAGAGCCUCUAAGUCUGGAAGGCAUUUUAGUUAGCUCUCCAAAUAGAAGAGUUGGCACUGGUCUGCAGAGGCCAGACAUACCCAUAGAGAAACUUAGUUUUCAUCAUUUUAUGUAUUUCCUUUUUGAUCUUAGUAAUUAUUAUUGGAAACUAGUCUUACUAGUAGUAGCAAAGACACUUAGUUCUCCAUUUUCCAUCUGUUUCUUUACCUCCAAUGAUUUGAAAAACACUUUCAGUUGGAAUUAAUAUUUUGUUUUUGGUAAAAAGAAAAAAUAUUUUUAAUAGAUGAAAGAUAUAUAUAUAUACAUAUAUAUUUUAAAUAUCCCCCAGGUAAAUACUUUCAUUUAAGCAUUGUGUAUAGCAGUAGCAACAAGCUUGGGCUUCAGGUGCAGAGUAACAGGCUAUUUCUUGUUAAAUGAGUAUUCCAAACACUAGAUCCAUUUUAAGGACUGUCCCCUGUGCACCUUUUGUGACACCCAGAAUGGUAAGGAGCAGUGUUGUUUUCAACACUUCCUGCUGAGCAGUAAGUUCAGGCAAAGCAGUUUAGGUUGAGGAGGAAAACUUUUAUCUGCUUGGCUUUGGAAGAGGAAAAAAACCACUACAGUAUUUCCUGUAUGUUAAGAUGCUUCCCACGUGUAAUAGCCCAAACCUGAAUACUUUCUUUCUGAAAACCUUUCCAUCUCAUGUUGCUUGACUGUGAAGUUAGUCACAGCUAGGGUCAUUGACAUGGAUUCCCUAAAGAUGGAGAGACAAGGAAAACAAGGAGACUAGGAUGGUUGGGAGGUUUGGUGAGCUAGCAUGAAAGACACAAUAUUUCACAAAAUAAAAUGUUUCUCACAAAUCACUGAAGUCCUGUUCACCAUGCAAAAUUCCUAUAGCUUGCUGUGUUCUUGUGUAUAUGCAUUCUGGUUAUUUUCUUAAUAAAGAAGAUAUUAUAAGA
Jaculus jaculus (lesser Egyptian jerboa) is the source of this 5400-nucleotide messenger RNA. RefSeq names its product ring finger protein 169 (gene Rnf169). The transcript is spliced from 6 exons. NCBI's taxonomy places the organism in Eukaryota, Metazoa, Chordata, Mammalia, Rodentia, Dipodidae. The record is from RefSeq and is a predicted model, not a curated record. Bases 30 to 2165 code for a protein of 711 amino acids. Gene Ontology annotation, molecular function: ubiquitin-protein transferase activity; nucleosome binding; metal ion binding. Gene Ontology annotation, cellular component: site of double-strand break; nucleus. Gene Ontology annotation, biological process: double-strand break repair.